Molecule: messenger RNA, 1358 nt
Organism: Juglans regia (Persian walnut)
Lineage: Eukaryota; Viridiplantae; Streptophyta; Magnoliopsida; Fagales; Juglandaceae
Product: mitogen-activated protein kinase kinase 6
Exons: 8
Coding region: 107-1171 (354 amino acids)
Biological process (GO): protein phosphorylation
Cellular component (GO): cytoplasm
Molecular function (GO): protein serine/threonine kinase activity; ATP binding
Source: RefSeq, a predicted model, not a curated record
AUUUGAUGCUCUCCUCUUUCACGAUCUCAAUCGUCGCUUUCUGAGUCGGCCAUUGAAACCAUAGAACUUCUAGAAUCGAUCGAAGGAACUAAGCAGCAGAGCAAACAUGAAGACCAUGACGCCGUUGAAGCAACUCAAGCUCUCUGUGCCCGCUCAAGAAACCCCAAUUACCUCCUUCCUGACUGCGAGUGGUACAUUUCAUGACGGUGAUCUGCUCUUGAACCAGAAAGGGUUGCGGCUCAUCUCUGAAGAAAAGGAGCCCCGACCUUCUGACAGUAAGGAGCUAGAUUGUGAAUUCUCAUCAGAAGAUCUUGAGACUAUCAAAGUUAUUGGAAAGGGAAGUGGUGGCGUGGUACAACUAGUUCGCCAUAAAUGGGUCGGAAAAUUGUUUGCCUUGAAGGUUAUCCAGAUGAACAUACAAGAAGAUAUUCGUAAGCAGAUUGUGCAGGAGCUGAAAAUAAAUCAAGCAUCUCAAUUUUCAAAUGUUGUAGUUUGCUACCAUUCUUUCUAUCACAAUGGAGCCAUUUCUCUUGUGUUAGAAUAUAUGGAUCGUGGGUCUCUGGCAGAUGUGAUCAGACAAGUCAAAACAAUUCUUGAACCAUAUCUUGCAGUUGUUUGUAAGCAGGUUUUACAAGGUCUUGUGUACUUGCACCAUGAAAGACAUGUAAUCCAUAGGGACAUUAAACCAUCCAAUUUGCUGGUAAACCACAAAGGGGAGGUGAAGAUUACAGAUUUUGGAGUGAGUGCGGUUCUAGCUAGCUCUAUGGGUCAAAGGGAUACGUUUGUUGGAACUUAUAACUACAUGUCGCCGGAGAGAAUUAGUGGGAGUACUUAUGAUUACAGCAGUGAUAUUUGGAGUUUGGGCAUGGUAAUACUUGAGUGUGCAAUUGGACGCUUCCCUUAUAUGCAAUCUGAAGAUCAGCAAACCUGGCCAAGCUUCUAUGAGCUUUUGGAAGCAAUAGUGGAAAGGCCACCACCUUCUGCUCCAGCAGAUCAGUUCUCCCCAGAGUUCUGUUCAUUUGUCUCAGCCUGCAUACAAAAGAAUCCUCGCGACAGAUCAUCAUCUUUGGAUCUUUUGAGUCAUCCUUUUAUCAAAAAGUUCGAAGACAAAGAUAUUGAUCUGGGAAUUCUUGUUGGUAGCCUGGAGCCUCCUGUAAGUUUCUCUCAUUAGUUUUGUCCUGUAAUAUUAUAUUUUGAGUGUAAAAUAUAUCAGUCAUCUGUUUUUGUCAAACAUAUUAUGGAUUAUCAUGGAGCACAGCUUGAGCAUAUGAUCUAUAGAAUUCAACUUCACAUUACAAGGUCUGAUAUCCAAUUUGUUACUAGUCUACAGAAAAUAUGAUGGAAGUUCUAAUGAAAUG